This is a messenger RNA of Scatophagus argus, 6417 nucleotides long. It is a transcript of the gene ago4, whose product is annotated as argonaute RISC component 4. Gene Ontology annotation, molecular function: RNA binding; protein binding. NCBI's taxonomy places the organism in Eukaryota, Metazoa, Chordata, Actinopteri, Scatophagidae. The transcript has 19 exons. The record is from RefSeq and is a predicted model, not a curated record. The coding region runs from base 181 to 2820 and encodes 879 amino acids.
CUAGUACCAGCAGCAGCAGCGAUAGUUCAGGUCAGUCAGCCCAGUCAGCAGUCAUCCACGCAUCUAUCUAUAUUCCCUUUUCUUAAAUUAGCCACUUUAAGCUUCGCGAUACCGCCCCCAAUUUCAGCGUCGGUACGGAGCCGCCAGGCCGGGACAGAGACGGAGAGAGAGGCCUCGGCCAUGGAAGCGCUCGGACCAGGCCCGCCCGCCCCAACCUCUCUGUUUCAGCCUCCGCGGCGUCCCGGCCUCGGCACGGUGGGGAAACCCAUCAGGCUCCUUGCCAACCACUUCCAGGUGCAGAUUCCCAAGAUUGAUGUCUAUCACUAUGAUAUCGACAUCAAGCCUGAGAAACGACCUCGGAGAGUCAACAGGGAAGUGGUGGACACCAUGGUGCGGCACUUCAAGAUGCAGAUCUUUGGAGACCGCCAGCCUGGCUAUGACGGGAAGAGGAACAUGUACACAGCACAUCCACUGCCAAUUGGGAGAGACAGGGUGGAUCUGGAGGUGACUCUGCCAGGUGAGGGGAAAGAUCAGACGUUCAAGGUGUCUUUGCAGUGGGUGUCGGUGGUCAGUCUGCAGAUGCUCCUGGAAGCCCUGUCAGGUCACCUUAACGAGGUCCCCGAAGACUCCGUUCAGGCUCUGGAUGUCAUCACACGGCAUCUGCCUUCCAUGAGGUAUACUCCUGUGGGGCGUUCGUUUUUCUCCCCUCCGGAGGGCUAUUACCAUCCUCUGGGCGGCGGCAGGGAGGUGUGGUUUGGUUUUCAUCAGUCUGUCCGUCCUGCCAUGUGGAAUAUGAUGCUCAACAUCGAUGUGUCUGCGACAGCCUUCUACCGUGCUCAGCCUGUGAUAGAGUUCAUGUGCGAGGUGCUGGAUAUACAGAACAUCAACGAACAGACCAAACCCCUCACUGACUCGCAGCGCGUCAAAUUCACCAAGGAAAUAAGAGGCUUGAAAGUCGAGGUCACACACUGUGGUCAAAUGAAGAGGAAGUAUCGCGUGUGCAACGUAACGCGCCGUCCUGCCAGCCACCAAACGUUCCCCUUACAGCUUGAGAAUGGCCAAGCCAUGGAGUGCACAGUAGCUCAGUAUUUCAAGCAGAAGUACAAUCUGCAGCUCAAGUAUCCACACUUACCCUGCCUGCAAGUAGGGCAAGAACAGAAGCACACCUACCUUCCCCUGGAGGUCUGUAACAUAGUAGCAGGCCAGCGCUGUAUCAAGAAACUGACAGACAACCAGACAUCCACCAUGAUCAAAGCUACAGCUCGCUCAGCCCCCGACAGACAGGAAGAGAUCAGCAGACUGGUCAAAAGUAACAGCAUGGUCGGGGGGCCGGACCCUUACCUGAAAGAAUUUGGCAUUGUGGUGCACAAUGACAUGACAGAAGUGACGGGGCGUGUUCUCCCAGCACCCAUGCUGCAGUAUGGGGGCCGGGUGAGUACAGACACAGGGAGGGACUGUGGAAGGGGUCUCUCUCCGCAGAAUAAAACCGUGGCUACGCCCAACCAGGGCGUGUGGGACAUGAGAGGGAAGCAGUUCUACGCCGGCAUCGAGAUCAAGGUCUGGGCUGUGGCCUGCUUCGCUCCUCAGAAACAGUGCCGAGAGGACCUGCUCAAGAGCUUCACUGACCAGCUGCGAAAGAUCUCCAAGGACGCUGGGAUGCCCAUUCAAGGCCAGCCGUGUUUCUGUAAAUACGCCCAAGGGGCUGACAGUGUGGAGCCCAUGUUCAAACACCUCAAGAUGUCGUAUGUGGGUCUGCAGCUGAUCGUGGUCAUCCUGCCUGGUAAAACUCCAGUCUACGCUGAAGUGAAGCGAGUGGGGGACACCCUGCUUGGCAUGGCAACCCAGUGUGUUCAGGUGAAGAACGUAGUGAAGACGUCCCCUCAGACCCUCUCCAACCUGUGCCUCAAGAUCAACGCCAAGCUGGGAGGCAUCAACAACGUCCUGGUGCCUCAUCAGAGGCCCUCUGUGUUCCAGCAGCCCGUCAUCUUCCUGGGUGCAGACGUCACACACCCUCCAGCAGGUGAUGGGAAGAAGCCGUCCAUUGCGGCGGUGGUGGGCAGCAUGGACGGCCACCCCAGCCGUUACUGCGCCACAGUGCGAGUCCAGACGUCUAGACAGGACAUGUCCCAGGAGCAGCUCUUCAGCCAGGAGGUCAUCCAAGACCUGACCAACAUGGUGCGGGAGCUUCUCAUCCAGUUCUACAAGUCCACACGCUUCAAGCCCACACGAAUCAUCUAUUACCGCGGCGGCGUGUCAGAGGGACAAAUGAAACAGGUGGCAUGGCCGGAGCUGAUAGCAAUCAGGAAGGCCUGCAUCAGUCUGGAGGAGGAUUACAGGCCCGGCAUCACCUACAUUGUUGUUCAGAAACGUCACCACACUCGCCUCUUCUGCUCUGACAAAGCUGAGAGGGUUGGGAAAAGCGGUAACGUACCGGCCGGCACCACAGUGGACAGCACCAUCACACACCCGUCCGAGUUCGACUUCUACCUGUGCAGCCACGCUGGGAUUCAGGGAACCAGUCGUCCCUCCCACUACCACGUCCUGUGGGAUGACAACUGUUUCACUGCCGACGAACUGCAGCUCCUCACCUACCAGCUGUGCCACACCUACGUCCGCUGCACGCGCUCCGUCUCCAUCCCAGCACCAGCCUACUACGCCAGACUAGUGGCCUUCCGAGCCCGCUAUCACCUGGUGGACAAAGACCACGACAGUGCUGAAGGCAGCCAUGUGUCGGGUCAGAGUAACGGCCGGGACCCCCAGGCGCUGGCCAAGGCAGUUCAGAUCCACUAUGAUACCCAGCACACCAUGUACUUCGCCUGAGCUAGCAAGCACAUCAGCCAGUCCACCCACAGCUUUCUCCCUUUUAUUUUCCUGUCUUUUUUUAUCUCUUAUUUGCCAGUCUCUCUCUUUCUCUCCUUGUAGUCUGUCUCUUUGUCUUCACACUCAGUCUGCUCAUUGUUUUUGUUUUUUGUUUUGUUUUGUUUUGUUUUUUUUAAAUCUACACCAAAGCGGCUCUCGGUCGAGGGGAAAUCUACUGUAUCCUGAUGUCCAGCAGGUUUUUGUUUCCAGGAACAAUCUCCAACCAGCGUUCCCACUUGAGCCGCCUUUCAAACCAGCAAUCCAGCACUGCAAACCCUGAGGGCUUCCGGUGCACAAAACAAGAAAACAAACAAAAAAAACAAACAAAAAAGCAAACCAUACACACAUACUACAAGUUGAGCCAUUAUUUUGCGUUUGUUUUUAUUCUAUUUGAAUGUCUGCACUCUUGUGUUUGUAAGAUACACUGAGCGAGGGAGUGGAUUGGCACAGUCUGUGUCGGCGCAGCUCUUCAGCUCUCCCAGCUAAGCAGGACUCUUAUCUACUUUUACCUCAAAGCCCCUUUGGGCGAAAUCUGUCACAAGGUCUUGGGUUUAUUGGGUGGUGGGGAGGGAACUCUACAGGAAAAGAGAUGGAGGGGAGUCGACCUUUUGAGAAUGAGAUGAUCUAUAUAUAUAUACAUAUAUAUACACACAUAUAUUUUUUUUUUCCUUUUUAUGAGCGUGUGUUUUAACUUUUUCUCCUUUACCGUCUUUUACAAGCGAGGUGACCUGGGUGUCAUGCCCAUUACUACUUUCCUCCCAUCUUAGCGAAGAAUACGCAGAUCUGUGUGCGUGUGUGUGCAUCUCUGUAUAUACGUGUACUGCUGUAUGAGAGUGCGUUUGUGUGUGCAUGUGUGUUUCAUGGCAGGCCACUGAAUUGUAAAGGGAAAUCAAGGAGAUAACUGCUGUAAAUGCCUCAGAUUUGUUUUUAUAUUCACACAUACAGUACGUAUAAGCAUAUAUUUACAUCUAUAGAGCAACUGAGACAUAUGACUUAAAACAGGCCUCGCAGAGGCUGGUGUGGGUAUUUGUAGCAGUCCUGGCUCACUUAUUGAUUGAAAUGCUUUUGAAUUACAUUUUGAAUGUGUGGGAUCGGCACCUCCGGGAGCCAGCUGCUCCCCUUGUGCCUCAAAACAUCACCGAGUCCCAGGAAGAAAACAAAAGUGGUUUUAAUCCAUUUCAGCGGUAAAUGAUGUCAGGUCUGACGUGUAGCAGUAGCAACCGUGGUCUGGCCUGUGACUGGCUCAGCAUUGGGACCUGUUGAAUGGCUGAAAGCAUUAAACAGAGUUUGGUCUUAUCAGCCCUGCGUUCUGUAUGAAAAGCAGGAUCUUAUUUUUUCUUUGGACCUGAUUAUCUGAAUGAUUAUGAUGAUGCGGCUGGACUUUUCUUUCUCUUUUUCCUCUUCUUUUUGUAGUAGUUUCAAGGGCCGGAAACAAACAUAGUUUUUGAGGUUUCCCUUGUUAAUACUGGCCAAUUCAUUGCACUGACCCGGGACGCUAGGCAAGCAACAGAGGGCACUCUCAAUCUCUCGUACCUUUAUGCAUUUAUACAUACGAAUCAACAAAGCAGAUUUGUAAAAGUUUAAUAUAAGAUGUUUUGUGGUUAUCUUAAAAGCUGUUGUUUAGAAGUAGUGGUUUACCAUUGAUGUUGUUGUUAUCGUUGUUGUCAAUGUUGUUACUAUUGUGAUGAAAUUUUACGGUUGGCAGCAAAGCCAGUUAUAUAGUUACUAGUGUGACUUCAGGAAUAGACUUCAGUUGUUGAGCUGCAGGUUAAGGGGCUUAAAGCUUUUGUGAUUGACAUUUUCUUUUUGUAGCAUUCUGGUUAACGGUGAGAAGAUGGUCGGCCCCAGGAUGGUUGAAUUCAUGCUUCCUCUGUAGGUUUUUGAGGCUCUGACUGGUAGAGCAGAUCUGCCGCUGUGUGCAUCACUCAGUGGGUGUCGACUGGUUUCGAUGAGUUUGAUGGAGACAAUCGGGAACUGUAAUCAGAGUGAACCCAGACGAAGGGAUUUGAUAAAAGCGGUCUGCGUGGGCAAUGAGUUUAAUUUUUAGACCUUUUUUUUAAAAAAAAAACAAAAAAAAAGUUUCUAUUAUUGUGUAUUUGAAGUAUACCCAUCUUAAAGUCUCUCUUUGACGGUGUUUGUUUCAUAUUUUUAUGCAUUUUUAACACUGGAUUAAAUGAAUUGACAGUAAGCAUAAGCACUGCCCUCGGACCCCCCUGUACGAACACUCUGCAGGCUGUUGCCAUGGAAACCGCAGUGACAGCCGUCAUGCGCCGUGGCGACAGUUGCUCGAGUGGUGCCCCCUGGUGCUGGAAAGAGGUAAUGGAGAAAGGGUCGACGUGCACGCCUCAUCGGGGGGGGACAGCUCAGUGAAAGCCCUUUUGUAAUAAACCACCCGUAAAGCUGCAGGUUUACUACGAAUGAGUUUGAGCACCUGCCUGCUGAAGGCGUGGACGUUGGCAUCGGCGAGGAGCAGGAAGUGGUUGUGGACCGGGGGGGGGCGGAUUUGUUAGGGUGUUGUCCAGGCAUUGCAUGCAAUAAGUUUAACUCUUUGUUUAAAGGGGGCAGAUCGGUCUUUUAAAAAGUGCACUAGUUUUACAAAGCCAAGCGGGCUGUGAUUUAAAUAUUCAUCUGGCAUCUCUAAUGGGGAAUGGUUUAAUGAUAUGAUGAUAUCCUUCACAAUAUUUAAGCUCCAGUCAGAUCAGCGAUCACUCCCUGUUUUUGUAACAUGACAUGACAUUGCAAAGCAAUAUUAACCCAGUUCUAGUUUUCAAACGUGGAAAAGCUAUAAUUCUACUCAUUGUGGUUGUUGGUCUACUCUCGCAAUUGUGUCUGUACUUCUUUUGGUUUUUAUUUUCAGUUAAUUUUAUUUGCUUGUAUCAAUCAGUGGGAAUGUGCAUUUGGUGGAAUAGUUAUGUAGGCUUUAGACAAUUUUCUUUUCAAGUAACAAAAUGUAGACUUUGCUCGCCUGCAUGCCAGAGUAUUGUCCUUUAAAAAAGAAAAAAAAAAAAGAUUUAAAAAAAAAAACUUUUUGGAAUCAUAUUUAUUAUGAGAAGAAAAAAUAUAAACGCUUUUUUUUUCUUUUUUUUUGGUAAAUGUUUAUGAAUUUAGUGGGACUGUUUUAGGCUAGCAAUAUUUGUCCAGUCUCUCGAAGAUGCAUUUAAAAGAUUCCUACACAAAUGUCAGUAAUUUGGGAGGUACACUCUGUUUCCUGAGGCGGGUGUGGCCGGUCAGGUCUUUGCGUUGCGUUCAAAUUCAAACGAGGUACUUUCUUCAAACGCGGACCCGUGAAAGACCUGACCCGCCCCCCCUCCGCCUCGUCUUUGCCAGGUUACUGCAGCGAGCGCUCACUUUGUCUCCUCGUUCCUGGUUUGUACCUGUGGCCACGCCUCUUGGUGAGGGCUCUCCUGUCUCCAUGGCAACUCUGCUGACCCCUCGCAAAUGCACUUCCUCUUUGUGAAGGGGUCCCCAUGGCAUCAGCGGAGCAGGAUUACCUCUUUUUAAUCUUUUUAAAGAAAAAAAAAAAAACAGUCCACAAUUGUUUCUGUGCCCCAAUAGAAA